GUCUGUGUGAGAGUGUGUGGGUGUGUGUUUGUGAGAGAGAAAGUGAGAGAGAGAUUGAAAUGAAUCUCAAUUUAAAAUAAAUCUUAACACGAUUAAUAACCGAUUUUGAUCGAUUCCACACGUGUCCUUCACUACACCCUCCUAAAGUAACUCAGUGUAACUCAGCACCGGAAGUGAGAGAUCCUGUGUCUAUUUUUUCCCCGGUAUUCAUGCCACCUGUCCGAGUCAGUCCAGGAGAAGUCCACAUUCACACAAACAGAGCAACAACCAGAGAAACGGAAAUAAAAAUGAAAUCGGUUUAUUAUCUGCUUCCUGUUUUGCUCUAUUUAUUUCUCUCAGGCUGCAGCGGUAGGAAUGAGGAGGAACGUCUCAUCCAUCACCUGUUUAAAGAGCGCGGGUACAACAAAGAGCUGCGUCCGGUGCAGAACAAAGACGAGACCGUGACAAUUUAUCUCUCACUGACGCUCUCCAACCUCAUCUCUCUGGAUGAAGUCAGUGAAACUUUACUGACCAACGUCUGGAUGGAACAUAUCUUUACAGAACUACUUUAUGAAGGUCACAUCGUAGAAGGCUGGAUUGACCCCAGACUUGCAUGGAACGAAUCAGAGUUUGAUGACAUCAAUAUCCUGCGUCUGCCCUCCAGAAUGGUGUGGCUUCCAGAGAUUGUUUUGGAGAACAAUAAUGACGGCCAGUUUGAGGUGGCUUAUUACUGUAACGUGUUGGUGAACUCCUCUGCCUAUGUGUACUGGUUGCCUCCUGCUAUCUUCCGUAGUUCCUGUUCCAUCAACGUCUACUACUUUCCAUUUGACUGGCAAAACUGCACCCUAAAGUUCAGCUCUUUAACCUACAACGCCAAAGAGAUCAGCUUAAAUUUAAAAGAAGAGCAGGACCCUGAAACCAAGAAGACCUACCUUGUGGAGUGGAUCAUCAUCGACCCUGAAGGAUUUACCGAAAAUGGGGAGUGGGAGAUCAUUCACAGACCUGCCAGAAGAAACAUCUACAAGACCAUCCCUAUGGACAGCAACAAGCACCAAGACAUCACCUUCUACCUGAUCAUCAAACGCAAGCCUCUGUUCUACAUCGUCAACAUCAUCAUUCCCUGCGUUCUCAUCUCCUUCCUGGCCUCACUGGUGUACUACCUGCCUGCAGACAGUGGCGAGAAGAUGACCUUGUCCAUCUCAGUACUCCUGGCCCAGUCUGUCUUCCUGCUCCUUAUAUCUCAGCGGUUACCCGAGACCUCCAUGGCUAUUCCACUGAUUGUGAAGUACCUGAUGUUCAUCAUGGUUCUGGUCACGGUGGUGGUGUUUAAUUGCGUCAUCGUGCUGAACCUCCACUUCAGAACCCCCAGCACACACGUCAUGACGGAGUGGACCAAAGAGUUCUUCCUGGAGAAACUUCCUCGUAUCCUCCACAUGUCUCACCCUGUGGAGACCGAGCCACAGUGGGAUGGUGCCCUGCCCAGGCGCUCCAGCUCCGUGGGUUACAUCACCAAAGCCGAUGAGUAUUACAGUGUCAAGUCCCGCAGUGAGCUGAUGUUUGAGAAGCAGUCGGAGAGGCACGGAUUGACCACGAGGCCCACGCCCACCGCCGUGAAUAAAUCGAGCAGCAACUCAGAGGUGAGCGAUCAGCUGUAUGACGAGCUGAAACCGGCUGUGGAAGGAGCGAACUACAUCUUCAAGCACAUGCGUAACAAAAACGACUAUAAUGAGGAGAAGGAUAACUGGAGUGGGAUCGCCAGGACGGUGGACCGCCUCUGUUUCUUCAUAGUGACUCCCAUCAUGACCAUCGGAACCAUCUGCAUCUUCCUGACGGGAAUCUACAACCAUCCUCCUCCUAUUCCGUUUGAGGGAGACUCGUUCACUUACAGAGAGGCCGACAAACGCUUUAUUUGAUUCAGCAGUAACACUGAGGAAUUCUUCAUUUGGGUUUUGGCUUUUAUUGUUGAAUGAUUACAUUUCAGUAUAUUUCCUCAGUGUGCUGUUUGAGAUGUAUGUUGGGAAUUUAGACUAAAUAAACAGAACUGGAAUUAA
Molecule: messenger RNA, 2030 nt
Organism: Tachysurus fulvidraco (yellow catfish)
Lineage: Eukaryota; Metazoa; Chordata; Actinopteri; Siluriformes; Bagridae
Product: acetylcholine receptor subunit delta-like
Exons: 13
Coding region: 210-1892 (560 amino acids)
Biological process (GO): chemical synaptic transmission; monoatomic ion transmembrane transport; nervous system process
Cellular component (GO): postsynaptic membrane; neuron projection; synapse
Molecular function (GO): acetylcholine-gated monoatomic cation-selective channel activity; transmembrane signaling receptor activity
Source: RefSeq, a predicted model, not a curated record